Molecule: messenger RNA, 1311 nt
Organism: Lindgomyces ingoldianus
Lineage: Eukaryota; Fungi; Ascomycota; Dothideomycetes; Pleosporales; Lindgomycetaceae
Exons: 15
Coding region: 1-1311 (436 amino acids)
Source: RefSeq, a predicted model, not a curated record
AUGUGUGGUAUUCCCACUCUUAGCCCCAGCCGUUAUUCUAAGAUUAUACAAGAAAUCCUGUCCCUUGGAACAAUUCACUUGAACAACGUUUUAUGUAGGAGAAGGAAGAAACUAUUUCAUUUCGAAUUUCGCCUCAAGCAAUCCCAUGAAAUCCGUCAGUAUCAAGCAGUCUGCGACACCUCAAUUACCUUACCACCACAUCCUCUAAAAUUUCAAGAACGCUUAGUUGAAUUUCCUUGCGUGCAUUUGAGUGCAUGGAAUUUAACACCAACUGUGACGGAAAAUAUACUACCACAAGAAGUCACGGAGAGGGUUGCUCCCAAUCUAACCUGUGAUCCCUCUCUCGCUAUAUGCCAAUUUCAACGCACAUAUUUAUAUCAAUCCUAUCAGCGUAGAAUAUCAUGUCUCUCUACCGUCAGGUCAAACCGCCUUUCAGAGAUGAAUAUCUGUCCCGACUCCCCUUCAGGGCCUUGUACUGCUGCAUAUGAUUCAACAGAAACCUUCCAGGCUGAUAUUUGGGUUCUUUAUGAAGGAUUUGAUUGGAACACUGAGGAGCUCAAAAGGAAACUGAAUGAGCGCGAUGAAACAGGGGAGGAUAAACAUGAUGCAUUAGAUAUUUGGGAGGGAGCCUGCAAUAAGAGAAUAUCUACCCCCUCUUUCUCCUUUGCUACUCUUCAGUUCUUCAACACUCACUACCCUUACGCUCUUCUCCCAAAUUGUUGCCAAAAGACUCAUUGGAUGAAACUUCCAAACUUGAGUCGGCUCCAGCUAGAGAUGCUGUAUACCCCCGCCUGGGGCAAUCCGAGGGUGGGUCAGCUCAAUUUACAAGAUGCAUGGCAUUUCUGGUGGAAAAUCAGGUACAGGAAUGGGGUUGAAAUGAUGGCGGGGCAUAUAGAUCGCAUUGGGAUCUGCGAAAGAUCAGCUCCUAUAAUUGAUGCUUCAGAUUCAAAUAAUGACCGAGACUUAUCUAAAGAAGCUUCAUGGUUGACUCAAGGGUUAGUAACUCCUACAAUUAUCAUUAAUGACUUGCAGCAGCUUCCCUGCGCCACACACCCUUUUCAACAUGCACCAUUUCAUUCCUAUCUUUAUCAGAACAAAUUCUAUGAAGGGUCAUCAAACAGCACACUGUGUCUCUUAGAGCACUACAAUAUCUGCUACAUGUCUUUGAUUUGGGUGGCUCAAACUUGGCCCACUAAUGGUAACAUGCAACAAUGGGCACCCAUGGUACAUAGAGGGGUACAGGCACUUGUAGAUAGUGACUUGGCCUGGUUACGGAUAGGUAUCAAUAUGAUGAAUAAUCAGUCUUACUAG